AUGGGAUUGUAUUGUUUUGAUAAUGAUGUUGGCAAUGAGUCAGCAUUUUUUUGUAGUCUCGUGGCUCAGCCCACUCUUAUCGGACGAGUGAUUGAGUUACAGAGACAGGAUCUAGAUUUGGAUGUUAUUCACACUCUGAUUUCUGGUGAUGAAACAGUGAAGGAUUGGACCUUACAUAUAGAUGGAGGUCUACAAUUUAGGGGCUUGUUAGUUGUUUCCACAGUUUGUCGUGAGGACAUCUUACGGGAGUUUCACACCUCCCGCUUUGUAGUUCACCCUGGUGGUACCAAGAUGUAUCAUAAUCUGAGACGUCAGUACUGGUGGAGUGGGAUGAAGAAGGACAUUGCACAGUUUGUAGCUAAAUGCCUUACUAGUCAACAGGUGAAGGCCGAGCACUAG
Cornus florida is the source of this 399-nucleotide messenger RNA. RefSeq lists its product as uncharacterized. NCBI's taxonomy places the organism in Eukaryota, Viridiplantae, Streptophyta, Magnoliopsida, Cornales, Cornaceae. The transcript has a single exon. The record is from RefSeq and is a predicted model, not a curated record. The coding region runs from base 1 to 399 and encodes 132 amino acids.